Saccoglossus kowalevskii is the source of this 3495-nucleotide messenger RNA. RefSeq lists its product as uncharacterized. The record is from RefSeq and is a predicted model, not a curated record. Lineage: Eukaryota; Metazoa; Hemichordata; Enteropneusta; Harrimaniidae.
AAAAUGAAAGAUGUUGACAAGCUGAGAGAAAAGCUGCGCAGUCAGGAUGACGAACUGAUUCAGCUUAGAUCAGACGUUCGAUCUCAUGCCCAGAAAGAAAAAGAAAUUAUGGUGCAGUCUGAAAGACAUGAAAAAAGUCUUAUUAUGGAGAUCAAUGAAGAGUGUAAAAAGACCACCAACGUGACAGGCGGCACACCUAGAAAGGUUCCUGUGACUUCCAGCAGUAAAUCUGAUCGGCCUCCAUCGGUUAAUGGUUCACCAACUAAGAGUCCAAAGCUUGGACGUAGUCCCAUGAAACCACAAGUGAGCCAGGCUAUGAGUAAUCUUAAAAGCACAAAUGAAGAAUUACGACUACACCUGCAGGAUAUGCGACGUGAAUUGGAGAAAGAAAAGAAGAAUAGUGCAAAAGUUAGAAAAGAGAAGGAGGCCGACUUGAAACGUCUCCGUGUGCAGCUUGACCGAGGCAAAAAUGGUGAAAUGGAGGCGCUGCGAGAUAGGCUUGUUAAAGAACAUCUUGAAGAGUUAAAUAAACUACAGAAAGCGGUUGGCAAAGAUGAUUCAACGCUACAUCGUGAAAUUAUGAGUAAAGACAACGAGUUAAAAGAAAUUGCACGUAAUAUGAACCACUGGAAAGAGGAAACAGCUCAGAAAAUGGCAAGAAAAUUUGAAGAAGAACUCAACAAAGAAGUCAAUAGGCGAAUGAAAGAGUCAUCUCGUAAAAUGGAAACUAUGUUCAAAUCUCAACUAUCUGAUCAACAGAGACAAAUAGAAAAACUUGAAAGAGAUUUGCGACGUGCUAGGGCUGAUCAAAGUUCAGCAAGUUUUAGCAGUUCAGCUUCACAAAACAGUGAGACAAGCACUAUCAGAUUAUUGCGUCACCUACAGGAAAGAGUUAAACAUCUCAGGGAAGAAAAUAUGGCUCUACGUCGUAGUGGUUAUAGUAUGAGUGGACAGAGUGAUAGUGGUACCAUGGAAGAUUUGACACCACUCGCUUCUUCUGGUAUGGAAAUGAGUGAAGAUGGUAGCACUACGUCUCAGUUGGAACAUAGAGUGAAGUCAUUGGAAAGACAACUAAGAGAAGCACAGGAGAAGUCAAGAAAAAAUAGUUCUCUGCUGAAUCAUAAAAUUACUGAAAUAACCAAACUACAAAGUGCUUUGACGCACCAAACAAAGGAAGUAAUGAAAUUGGAAAGGGCCUAUGCCAAAGUUCAAUCUGAACUAUCGUCGGCUUCUAUGCGGUAGCAACAUUUCAAGACAUGAUACCGAGGCAGUAUUACUCGUCAUUUUAACCUGACUUUACCCAUGUGGACAGUCAAAUGGUUUAACUGUUACUUCAUGCCUCAUGGGAACAUUCCAAGUUAACUAAAAAAUAGGGGUGGCAAGCCUCUACCCAUCAAGUACUUCUUAUAUUUUUUCAUUUAUUUUCACAUUCUUUUUAUCAUCAGUUCAUCUGAAUUUUAAAAUUAGCAACAUUGCAUGUUUACAUUUGUAUCAAAUCCACUAUGUUUUUUCUACCAGAGCAUUUUUUUUUUACUUUAACAGAAAACCUUUGUGCAUGUUGUGUUCGGAUGUUGUGACAUUGUCUCAUUACAGAUAACCUUUAACCAUUUCCACCCUAACACUUCUCCACCUAUUUUUUUUUUACUGUUUUUUUUAGCUUUGGGGUUAAUUUUGGACCAAAUAGACAGAAUUUUCAUCACUGAUAAGUUUUGAAAUUGCUUUUGUAAAGAUUACUGAAAUCGCAUAAUUACUGUAUUAAUAGCGCAUGCUGAAUAGAUGGGCAUAUAAACCAAAAAUCUGGUUUGUUGUAUACUGAGUCAUUGAAAUAUUACUAUUUCAGCCAUAAAAAUACCAAUUACAUAAGAGCCUACAUUACUAAUAGAGCUAUUACAGUAGUUUGUGGAAUAUGUAAUUUAUAGCGGAGGUGAAAGGGUACAGCAAGUAAAAUCUUUUUAUUUUCCAAAAAUGCAAGUUACUAACAAAAUUCAAUGAUCAACUAAUCAAGUUCUGUUAAUUGUUAAUGCUGUUAAUUCAGCAAAUCCUUUGACCAAGUCUGUUCAGACUAGCUUGCUUCCUUUCUUUCUGUAUCACACCUCUCAGGGGACACUUUUUUUUUUGUAGAGAUUUAAAAAAACACAUGAAAUAUUUGUUAUUAUAUUACUCUUCUUUAUUUUUGGUGUUAAGUGUCAAAUGAAUUUCUCCCUCUGGUGGUUGAAUAUGUGAUUACUUUGUUUUUAUUUAAUAUUCCCCAUUGAAUUGUCACAAAAUGAGGAAUUAUAGUUUUGAAAUCUGGUGUAUUAUCCAAUUGCAAACAAUUACUAUGCAAGAGUAUGACUAGCAGUUGAUAGUGGUAUGUGGAGUGCCUUGCAAUUUCAUAAGUGAAUGCACAAUGGUAUGCAAAUUUACUCAUUUCUAGCAAUAUCUGUAUUUUGCAUGUUAGUAACAAAGUCUUGUUGAGCAAGCUUUGAUUUGUGAAUAAAUAAAAAAAAAAUAACAAGAAUUGCAGCGAUAUAUAUUGUAUUAUAUAACUUUUUUUUUUAGAUUGUCACCCACCAUAUUUUAGAAUAUUUACACCCUACCACCCCUAUACAAGGGUAUGGUUUAUCCAAGCGUUUGAAUUCUAGUAUUAAGUAGAUAUGGUGUUUCUGUAUAAACUGUAAGAAAUAAUAAUUGUAAAUGGAUUAUUUGAUGAGAAUUUGUUGUGAAUAGAUGUAAGAUAUCUGGCCUUUAAAACUAAGAAUAAAAAGGUUACCAAGAUUUUAGUGAGCCUGAGGUUUGUCAUUUCUUUCCUUCAAUUAAUAGAACACGUAAUUGUAUGUUGUAACAUUUUGUUGUUCAAAAUAUCAACUUGAUUGUCUUUUCACUAAGCUUAGGUCAUUUUAAGUUGAAUAACAUUCUUGACAGAUAUUACAUUUCUCCAUACUUUUUAAGUGUGAAUCCUGAAACUUGUGUAAAACAUAAAGUCUAGAUCCUGAGAUGCACAUGAUGAAAAUGUCCUGGUAUGCACAAAUUAAUGGCUAUGUUUUAUAACCUUGCAUAUCAUCUUACUGUACAGUGUCUUUAUGUAAACUCAAGAAAAAUCAAAAUUUGUACAUGUAAUUUUUUUUCUUGACAUUGUUUUUUUGUUUAGCCCUGGUGUAAGGAAACCUGUGUUAUAUAUUCGUAUAUAUGCAUAUCAAGACAGGAUCUGGUGAAAUUCUAAAGACAUUUUUAAGUAUAUAUUUAAAAUAAAUUGUAUGAUUUGUUUGCCUAUUUGAAAUCUGCUGUUGUAAUUAUAAAUAUGAAAAUGCUGUAUAUUUUUUAAUUCUUGAGAAUUGUCCCAAUCAAAUUAUAGUACCAAAUGUGUUUUUCUAAUGAACUUGAAUUUUCCAAAGACUGUAAUGAUAAUGUAACCUAGGUAACCAAAGUCUUUCAGGAAAAGACAAUGUACUUCCUAGGAGUGGAUUGACAAAUUAUGAUUGAAAUAAAAACAGAAUCAGAUGUUUGAUUUACGAA